CCGAUAAUAUCGAAGUGGUUACCGACUAGUAACAGUGCGUGUGCGCCAAAUUGGAUCCAUUACCGUGUAAUAGACUAACGGGUGUCUCUUGUCCGUCAAUUGCGUUGAUGGGUCCUAAUGACCACGGCGCGGGAGGCGCUGGUGGCGUGUGCGUGGUGGUGCGUGCGGCGACGCCCGGGCGCGGUAGCGGGCGUAGCCCCCUAGCACGGACCCGAGCAGGAGUCGCGGCGCGGGCGGCCCCUAGACCGGUCAUGGCGGGGGCUCAGAAAGGCAUGGAGCGCUGGAUAGGCCGAGUAGCGCUGGUCACCGGAGCGAGCUCUGGUAUUGGAGCGGCAGUCGCCCGCGACCUGGUGUCUCACGGACUGACCGUGGUCGGACUGGCCAGGAGGAAGCACAGGGUCAAGGAGAUCGCAGAGGAGCUGAUAGAAUGCAGAGGCAAGUUGUACGCGGUAAAAGCAGACAUCAGCAAAGAGGAAGACAUCGUGCACGCAUUUAUCUGGGUGGAGAAGACUCUAGGAGGCGUUGACAUCCUAAUCAACAGCGCCAGCGUUACAGCCAGUGUGCCCAUUGUAGACGGAAAGUCAGACGAAUGGAAGAGGAUCUUCGACGUGAACGUGUACGGCCCAAGCAUAUGUGCCAGGGAGGCUGUCAAGUCCAUGAAGGGCCGCGGGGUGGACGACGGCUACAUCAUCAAUAUAAACACAUUGCCCCCCAGUCCAGGCGGAGCUCGAGACAGCAUCCUGAAAGCCUCCAAGUUGGCGCUAACAGUUCUCACAGACGGCCUGAGGGCGGAGUUUACAGAGGCCAAGUCUAGGAUCAAAGUUACGUGCGUCACCCCAGGAGCCAUGACAAGUGGGGAGACCAACAAAGGUACUCCGGAGAUCCUUCGAAGACAAACUCUCCUAGAGGAGAGGCAUGUUGCUGAAAUGGUCACAUUUAUAUUGGCCACCCCACCUAACAUACAGGUGUCCGAUUUGACCUUGAAGCCGAUAGCCAGUAAGCCAGCCACGUUCCGCCCUCGGCUGUCCAAGUGAUCGUGAUGACGUCACAGCACGCUUCACUCACUACGUCACAGUUCCUGCCCACCAGUUCCGCGCCUAUCAGCUGUUUAGCUCUAUCAGCUGUUGUAAUAUUUAUUUAAAAUAUAUA
This is a messenger RNA of Macrosteles quadrilineatus (aster leafhopper), 1149 nucleotides long. Its product is annotated as farnesol dehydrogenase-like. Bases 108 to 1034 code for a protein of 308 amino acids. The transcript is spliced from 6 exons. The record is from RefSeq and is a predicted model, not a curated record. Lineage: Eukaryota; Metazoa; Arthropoda; Insecta; Hemiptera; Cicadellidae.